AUGUUUGUUUUUGAUAGCGAAUCCGUAACGACUGAAAACUGCGACAAUCUUUAUAUCGAAACCGUUUACGUCAUUGAUUCGCCCUACUCGAAAGAUGAUCAAAUCGAUGCAAACGAUGCGAGCGAUAACGCCGAAGACCUCGAGCAAAUCCCAAUUAAAAGUGAACCCGAGGUACGACUCGAACUGCCAAAAGGAAAAAAAUUCAGUACUUACUACAGACCUCAACUUUAUCCUUGCGAACUGUGUCAUAAAACUUUCACUCGAGCUUGCGAUAUUUUAAAUCACGAUGAUACAGAUCAUCAGAACAUACCACGUACGGUGAGCUGUGACGUUUGCGGCAAACUAGUCAUAUGCGAUGCUCGAUUGAGGCUUCAUAAACAGAAAUUCCAUACAGAGAAAAUCUAUCCUUGUAAUAUUUGCCAAAAGAAAUUCGUCUCUUGUAAAUCGCUGAGUAAGCAUUACGAUAUACAUUACCAGCAGUUCAUUUGCAGUCACUGCGAUAAAUGUUUCCGGUCGAAGAGUACGUUGUUGACGCAUAUUAAAAAACAUAUCUUAAAACAAUCUUUCACUUGUGACAAAUGCGAUAAAAAUUUCUCAAGUAAGGCAGGAUUGCGUGUUCACGAAAGGACUCAUUCUUCUGUUAAGCUUUUCAAAUGUGAUAAAUGCGGGUUCGCCGCUAAACACCAAAGCGGUAUUUAUAUUCAUAUGAUAACUCGACACAAAGUAGAAGAAUCAAUUGUCUGCGAAUUGUGCGGUAAAUCGUUUAAAAAUAAAAUGCGUUUAAAUGAACAUCAUAAACGGAAACACCAGACGCCCAAACGGUACGCUUGCGAUAAAUGUGAUCAUAAAUUCAAACAAAUGUAUCAGCUCAGAGUUCAUUACAGAACGCACACCGGGGAAAAACCGUUCAUUUGCGAAGUCUGUGGUAAAGGAUUUACUCGAAGUGAUGGCUUAAAAGAGCAUAAUGUUCGUGUCCAUCUUGAACCUGUUGUCGAUUAA
This is a messenger RNA of Planococcus citri (citrus mealybug), 999 nucleotides long. Its product is annotated as gastrula zinc finger protein XlCGF62.1-like. Gene Ontology annotation, biological process: regulation of transcription by RNA polymerase II. Gene Ontology annotation, cellular component: chromosome. The record is from RefSeq and is a predicted model, not a curated record. The coding region runs from base 1 to 999 and encodes 332 amino acids. The transcript is spliced from 2 exons. NCBI's taxonomy places the organism in Eukaryota, Metazoa, Arthropoda, Insecta, Hemiptera, Pseudococcidae. Gene Ontology annotation, molecular function: chromatin insulator sequence binding.